AUGCUGAGGCGCAGUCUCCGCCUGAGGAGACUCAACUGCAAAGCGAGUCCCUCUCGAGUCUUUUCAUCACCAUUCUAUAUAAGCAAUUGCAACAACCAAGUUUUAACACACCCUUUGCGAUAUUCUAUUGCAUCGUCAUCAAAGCCAUUCUCACAUCAGUCGUGGCAUACUCAAGACUCCGAAGUUGUAUCGGGACUACCAAUUGUAGACGACACCAUCUAUGCUCUAUCAACGGCGCAGGGUCGAGCUGGUAUUGCGGUAAUCCGCAUUUCUGGCCCAUCAUGUCUUGAAAUUUAUGAAGCACUUUGUCCAUCAAAACCAUUGCCAAAACCAAGAUAUGCAACAGUACGGUCUCUAUACGACCCACAGCAUGCCAAUAAUGAGCAGAUAGUGCUGGACUCAGAAGCUCUUGUUCUUUACUUUCCUAACCCAAAGACUGUGACUGGUGACGAUGUCUUGGAGUUGCAUGUUCAUGGAGGAUCAGCCACCGUAAAAGCUGUGUUAGCAGCCAUUCCGAAAUGUUCCGCUACACAUCGUAUUCGAUACGCAGAGCCUGGCGAGUUUACGAAGCGUGCCUUUUUCAACGACCGCCUUGAUCUUGCUCAGAUUGAAUCCCUGAGUGACACCCUGGCAGCUGAAACGGAACAGCAACGUCGUGCAGCUGUGCGAGGUAAUUCAGGUGUUCUUGGACGACAAUACGAGACAUGGAGAGAGCAGCUCUUGUUGGCUCGUGGUGAGAUCGAGGCAUUGAUUGAUUUUUCCGAAGAUCAGCACUUUGACGAGUCCCAGGCUGAAUUGUUACAGAAUGUGACUGCACAAAUUGCUAGGAUGCUACACAGCAUUGAGCUGCAUGAGCAGGGAAGUCAAAGGAGCGAGCUUUUGAGGAAUGGAAUUCGUAUAGCGCUGCUAGGGCCACCCAAUGUUGGUAAGAGCUCGCUUAUGAACCUGAUCGUUGGGCGCGAGGCAUCCAUUGUGUCCGGUGAAGCAGGCACAACGCGAGAUAUCGUCGAGGCAAGCUUGGAUAUUCGCGGCUAUUUAUGUUCAUUUGCAGAUACGGCAGGAUUCCGAUCCAAGGGCUCCAAGGUGAUCAACGGGGCUGAUAAUGGCGCAAUUGGGGCCGUGGAAGAAGAAGGAAUACGGCGAGCAAAGCAACGAGCUCUGGACUCUGAUCUCGUUAUUGUCCUAGCAUCCGUGGAAGAGGGCCAGGACGGGCCAUUUCUGCAAUAUGAUCAAGAAACGCUCGAUCUCGCUGCGGGGGCAGAGGACUGUGUUAUUGUUGUCAAUAAACAAGAUGCAGUUGGUAAAGAGGAAUUUGAGAAGCUGAUUCAAGAUUUCAGAGAAACUAUUCAAAGUCAAGCCCCCAAGCUAGCGGCGGCAGAGCUUGUGUCCGUAUCGUGCAAGGAGGCUCAGGCAGGGACAUGGGAAAGCAAGGAUCCUGGCGGUAUUCAGACUGUGAUCACCAAGCUCGUGGCAUCCUUUGAGAAGAUGACAUCCAUGCCGGUCGAUCUUCAGGAUCUACUAGGCGUUACAGAGCGUCAGCGUCAGCUCCUUAUCAAGUGUCGUCGACACUUGGAGGACUUCAUGAUGGAGGCUGCUCCUGAAGAGGGCUUGGAUGCGGAUGCUGAUGCAGUCCUCGCAGCCGAGUAUUUGCGGUAUGCUGCGAACUGCCUUGCACGCAUCACAGGGCGGGGUGAGUUUGGAGAUGUUGAGGAUGUACUGGGUGUUGUCUUUGAGAAGUAA
This is a messenger RNA of Fusarium redolens, 1740 nucleotides long. RefSeq names its product GTP-binding protein TrmE N-terminus-domain-containing protein. NCBI's taxonomy places the organism in Eukaryota, Fungi, Ascomycota, Sordariomycetes, Hypocreales, Nectriaceae. Gene Ontology annotation, cellular component: cytoplasm; mitochondrion. Gene Ontology annotation, molecular function: protein binding; GTPase activity; GTP binding. Bases 1 to 1740 code for a protein of 579 amino acids. The record is from RefSeq and is a predicted model, not a curated record. The transcript is spliced from 2 exons. Gene Ontology annotation, biological process: tRNA methylation; tRNA wobble uridine modification.